Molecule: messenger RNA, 1008 nt
Organism: Yamadazyma tenuis ATCC 10573
Lineage: Eukaryota; Fungi; Ascomycota; Pichiomycetes; Serinales; Debaryomycetaceae
Biological process (GO): protein N-linked glycosylation; cell wall mannoprotein biosynthetic process
Cellular component (GO): mannan polymerase complex
Molecular function (GO): alpha-1,6-mannosyltransferase activity
Source: RefSeq, a predicted model, not a curated record
AUGAGCCAGCUCAGACAAACUUUCACAGUGCACCACUUUGAAAACGAGUACCAAAAGGUCGAAAUCCGCAACCUGAUCUCCCCCUACACUGACGACAGAGACACGCUACUCAUCCUUUCGGUGGUUGGUGGUCCAGAGUCGUACGGCAAGGACAGAUCCAUAGGAGACUUUUUCGAAACCUUGAACACCAUCAAGUUCCCUUCUACCCAGGUAUCGUUGGGAUUGCUCGUGGGCGACACAGCCGAGUUCGAGGCGGUGGUGGCCUACUUUAAGCAGUAUUUUAACCUGUUGUCGUACCAAAAGAUGCACGAGUAUAUCCACAAGGUGACGAUUCUCACCGCUCCGUUCAUUGAAGAAUCAUUUUCUCAGAUCGACCGUGGUGAUAGGCACAACGAUGGUGUACAGCGGUUGCGCCGGCGGACCAUAGCACGGUCCAGGAACUUUGUGUUGAACAACGUUCUUGCAGCCGAAAAAUUCACGUUGUUUGUGGACAGUGACAUUAUCGCGUUCCAGCACCGAGAUAUGGUUAAGCGGUUCAUCAAGGCGGAUCACGAUAUCGUUGUUCCACGAGUGAUCCGAGGCGAUCUCUCCGACUACGACAAGAACUCGUGGGUCGGCGAGCGGACCAAGCCCAACGAAGAACAGUUGGCCAAGAUGGACAACGGUGACUGGGAAAACUGGGACUAUGUUCCCCGGGAUGUUACCGACAAAAUGGUGCAUUUUGAUACAUUUUUGAAUAACAAGAAGGACUUGGACAAAUCGGCACCCGAGAACCUGCUAGACUUCUCGAUGAAGUUGGAUAGUGUGGGAGGAGCCAUUCUUUUUGUCAAGUCGAUAAUCUACAAACAGGGAAUCCAGUUCCCACCUAAUUACAUCGUGGGCACGACAUGGGACCGACUCGAGGGAUACGACGGCAUAGAAACCGAAGGUUUGUGCUACACCGCCAAGUCCUGCAACUAUCUGUGCUGGGGAAUGCCCAACUUGGUUGCUGAGCACUCUGUAGAGUAG